Molecule: messenger RNA, 567 nt
Organism: Plasmodium coatneyi
Lineage: Eukaryota; Apicomplexa; Aconoidasida; Haemosporida; Plasmodiidae
Exons: 2
Coding region: 1-567 (188 amino acids)
Source: RefSeq, a predicted model, not a curated record
AUGCUGAACACCGAUUUGGGGAAGCCCCAAGAUGACGUGGCAGUGUAUGAGUACACAGACAUCCCAAUGAGCGUGUCCUUGUCCACGUACGUUUAUAAAUUUAAGCCAUGGAAUAAUGACACGCGUUAUUUAUAUCCCCCCGAGAAGAUGCAGAGAGAAAUAGACGACCUAAAUUUGCUAAUGAAGUCGAUGGUUCCAUGGACUUCCACCCUGUUCAUGUCGACCAUUUCGUGCACCCUGAUGUUCAUAGGCUUCUGUGGACUCAUCACAUUUUUUCACUUCAAAAACGACGUCGAUACUUCCUUUAUAUUUGCAUGCAUUUUUUUAGCGUCCUUUAUCCACUACUUUAUAAGCCUAGUGUUCAGGUACUUAAUAACCAAGUCUGUGAUUAUGUCCGUGGAGUCCAGGAUAAAGGAACUAAACGAGAAGUACGACAACGACAAAAUCUAUUUUAAGUUAAUUAAUUUAAGUGCCUUUGGAUUCAAGUAUUUAAAAUUUCACUGGGGUCACAACAACACUAUCCACUAUGCGCUGCGUGUUGUGUACAAGUAUUGCGUAAUAAUAUGA